UUGCACCAUCGAUAUAUUUGUUCUCUUUGCGACAUUUCACUGCAAGAUUGCAAUAUGGACAAAUUUUUGAAUCCGUCAAAUAAGAGAGAAGCGACCAAUGAGCCGAGCAUGCCUGGUGCCGAUGAGGCGAAAAAGCGAAAGAAGACAUCGGAGGUAUGGACACAUUUUGACAAGUGCCAAAACAAAAUCUUCGCCAAGUGCCGCCUUUGCGGCAAAGAAUAUAAAACAAGUGGCAAUACUUCCAAUUUGCUGGAGCAUUUAAAACGUGCUCAUCCAGUUAGAUCAAAUGAGUCAUCUAAUUUAAAUAAAAUAGAUCAAUUUUUUUUUCCAUCGAUGGAGAAAAUAUCGAGUGGAGCCACCAUCGAUGGAUUUGCAGCCCUACUGGAGUCGCUUCAGUGUCUUUGCAGUCAGCCUGUGUUAGUGAGGAGUGAUUUUGCGGUGCGAGACAGUCACGAGAUUUUAAGGUAG
This is a messenger RNA of Drosophila arizonae, 468 nucleotides long. RefSeq lists its product as uncharacterized. The record is from RefSeq and is a predicted model, not a curated record. Lineage: Eukaryota; Metazoa; Arthropoda; Insecta; Diptera; Drosophilidae.